AUGCGACAUCUGAAUCUAAGUUUCGAACUGCUGCUGGACAACACGACAGUUACUGCCGAGGUCUACUGCGCUCAACUGCAAAGACUGGCCGACAAGAUACGCAAGGAGCACCCGAUGCUCGACAACGUUCUCCUGCUGCACGAUAACGCGCGCCCUCACAUCGCGAAGAAGACUUUCCAGAAAAUUCUGGAGCUCGGACGAGAAGUUCUAGCGCACCCACCGCACAGCCUGGACCUGCCCCCGAGCUAUUACCACCUUUUCCGAUCGCUUCAGCAUUGCCGAUCGCUGGAAGAAAAGCGCUACGAUGAUCAUGACCACCUCGAAAAUGACCUUCUCGGGCUUUCUUUGUCUCCAAGUAGCCGGAGUCCUACGCCAAAGGAAUCCGUGAUCUUGUGA
Messenger RNA from Necator americanus (New World hookworm), 396 nucleotides. RefSeq lists its product as uncharacterized. Gene Ontology annotation, molecular function: nucleic acid binding. The transcript has a single exon. Bases 1 to 396 code for a protein of 131 amino acids. Lineage: Eukaryota; Metazoa; Nematoda; Chromadorea; Rhabditida; Ancylostomatidae. The record is from RefSeq and is a predicted model, not a curated record.